CGCAUUUGCUAAAUGAGUUGUUUAGCAUAUCUAAGAAGCCUGUUCUACUCCCCGGUACUUCAUAAGGGGUCUAAAAACUAAUUUCCCCUCAAUCCCUCUCUUUUUCUACCCUAACUUCUUCAGGCGCCAAACAAAACGCACCACCCAUUCAAUUUUUUCUUACAUCUUAUCCCACAUUCGCAGCCAACGUAAGAGCAAGGGUGGUGAUUGGGAGACUGCUGAGCUAAUUAGGCAUAUUAUCAGAGGAAGAUACCCUACAAAGGGCGAGAGUAUUAGACAAAGAGAUUCUGGAAUUUUCUCAAAUUCUACAGAUCAUCUACUCUCAGAUUCAAAGGAUAAAUUGUUGCCAGAGUAUUCAUUCUCUUCAAAGCUUGUUAGCAUAUGUUUUAAUGGAUCUUCAACAUCCAUUGAAACUUGCUUUAUAUUGGGAUGGUCAUAUCCAAUAUUAUCCUGAUUUGGGAUUUAUAGGCCCAAUUGGCAAGAUAGUUACAAUCAACCACAGGAUAAGAUUUGGAGACUUACUAAGUAAUAUACACUCAUAUAUUGGAGUGGAUACAAUAACUAUAGAUUUGAAGCUCAUCUGCAAAUAUCCUGAUCAUGGACCGUGGGGUUUCAAAUUUUGCCCAUUACUAAUAAUGAACGAAGAGGGAAUGGAUUUGAUAUUUUCUUUAGCAGCUGAGUACCCAAAUACUAUGGUUCAUCUAUACAUUGUACGAGAAUCAGUUCUCAAUUGUCAGGAGGGCAAUAACAUCUUCACCAGUAAGGAAAUGGCUCCAUAUGUAAAUUUGCUGACACAAGAUGUUGAAUCUCCGAUAUUACCUGCACCUACAACUUCAUGCACUCAAUCUUUUCUUAAAGAUAAGCAUGGUGCACAAUGGUUGCCAUCUUCAAAUAAUGAUAUCAUUUUUCGUGCUAUGAGUAGUAUGUCACCUUCAUUGAAACCCAUCCAAUCAUCAUUACCUACUCCUUUAGUGUCACGGAAUGCACUCGAAUAUACAGAACAUAAUGAAACUGUGAGUGCUAACCAACAAAGACAGGUGCAUGUACUAGAAGAUGAUGUUGGCUGUUCUAGUUCAUUUCAAUUGGAUCAUAAUAGAGAAGAAAUUGGAACUAUGAGAACCAUUUUAGCAGCUGAAGAACCUAUUGUUGGGGCUGAAAUUGGAAAUGCACUUGGGAUAACUGAUGUGAUUCAUAACUUAGUCUAGAAUGAAGCAUCUUUGCUGUCUAGAGAUGAUGCUUUCAUUGAUGCUGAACAAGGGCAGUCUGAUGAAGACAGUGAUUGCAAUGUCGAGGUUGAAAAUGAACAAUGUACUUUUGGGGAGGAUAAUGGUCAUACUAGUAAUAAUGUUACUUUUAGUCCUGAAUUACCUGCUUACAAUCCACCCGGAAUGCCUUUUUAUUUAGAUAUUGGAGAUCUUGACAAAUUUGUUGUCACUGGUAGGGGAUCUCCUACAAGGAUAGACUUUUGGAGUGAAAAUAGUGCUGGUAUUCGCAAGCAUAUGCGAUUCAGUGAAAAAGAGCAAUUGAUGAUGGCAGUCCGACUUUGGUCUAUGGAGCAAUGCCGCGAGUUUCAAGUUCAAGAGAGUCGAAGUACAGCAUGGAAAGUAAAAUGUUUAAAAUCUGAUGAAGGCUGCAAAUGGCAACUUAGAGCUUGUUUGAAAGCUACACAUAAAACUUGGGAAGUUACUAAGUUGAUUCCAGACCAUACUUGUACUUCAACGGCAUCAACAAAUGAUCAUAGGCAUCUUCAAUCGAGGAUCAUUGCUCGCAGAAUUGUGCAUUUUAUUAAAGAAAAUGCACUUGCUAGUGUCAAGCAAGUUCAAACUCAUGUUAAAAAAACUUUGCAUUAUGAUGUGUCAUACAAGAAGGCAUGGAUUGCUCGAUGUAAAGCUAUUAAAAUGGUCUUUGAUGAUUGGCCAACCUCAUUCACAAAACUACCUAGGUUCAUGGCAGCUAUGGUAUAUUAUAAUCCUGGUACUAUUGUUGUUUGGGAACACCACCCGUGCAGUUUAGAAAUUUUGAAGACAUUUGGCUAUAUGUUCUGGGCAUUCAAGCCAGCAAUUGAUGGUUUUUUGUCAUGCCGAUCUGUAAUUAGUGUGGAUGGAACAUUUCUUCACACUCCAUACAAGGCUAAGUUGCUACUUGCAGUCGGACAAGAUGCAAACAAUCAAAUUUUUCCUUUGGCAUAUGCUUAUGUGGAUGAAGAGACCAAUGAAAGCUGGAAUUGGUUCUUGCGUCUUCUUCGUCAACAUGUUCUUAAAGAAAGACAAGUUUGCUUGAUUUCUGAUCGUCAUAAAGGAAUAUUAAAUGCAAUUAGAUUGCAGAGGCUUUGGCAACCCCCAUAUGCAGUUCAUCGACUUUGCUUGCGACAUGUUAGGAGUAACUUUAACACAAAGUUUCAUAACACGCAUCUAAAGAAAUUGUGUUGGGAUGCUGGUUCUACCCCUCAAAAGCGCAAGUUCACCAAGAUAAUGGCAGAAAUUGAGAGGAUUGAUGCAAAAGCUGCUAAAUAUCUAAGAGAAAUAGGGAAAGAAGAGCUAUGGACCUUAGCUUAUGAUGGGGGAUACCGACAUGGAAUGUUGACAACUAAUAUUUCUGAGAGUUUCAACAAUGCAAUCAAAGGUGUUCGUAAUCUGCCUAUUAGAGCUGCCGUUGAACUAGUAUUCACUCGAAUAGUUAAGAUGUUUCAAGAUAAGAAGGAGGAUGCUCUACAUUGUCAACAUCCACUUCCAAAAAGGCCAUGGAAGAUAUAUCGAGAGGCUGAAAUUAAAGGCAGAAAACAUAGUGCUGUGCAAUUCUUAUAAUCAAUCAUAGUUCUACAGAGUCAUAAUUGGAUUUUGGUAUUCUUUCAUUAGAGGGUCUAACAUUGACUUCUAAUCAAUCAUUGAUUUGUAUGUUUGAAAUUAAAUCCUUCAAGUGUUAUUUUCUAAUAAUAUUAUCUUUUUUUUUUGGAUUUUAGGACAUAUGGAUAAUGAACAAUUAGUUGCAUGGAUAAUGAACAAUGACGGUGUAUUGUUGAUUAUUCUGUAGGUGGAAUGUCGAUUUUAACCUUUCUAGAGUAGCAAUGCAUGUAUUAGUUGUAUAUCGAGAUCAACUAGAUAGCUUGAGAGAUGAUCAUAUAAGUAUUUAUUUCAUUUAUUUUGUAAUUUUCCAUUUUGUUACUCAUAGUUUGUAUGGCAACCAUAUCCUCAACACAUUUUAGAGACAUUGCCUCAGUGUUGUUUGGCUAGUUCUGAAUUGUGGCGUAGUCGAACUGCACUUAUUUGUUGGGAUAUAGUAGAGCUACACCUACCAGAUAGGUGUAUGCGACAAUUUGGAUUUGUUCAGCAUAUUCCGGCACCAUGUGACACGGAUUGGAGUUUGCAUCAAGUGGAUCGUCGAGGUAGACGAAAUACAGAUUGGACCCUUAAACACUACCGCCACAUCCAAAUGUGGAUGGAUCGAGCUUCAAGUAUACAAGAAGGUGAACUCGAGGAGGUUCCUGGUGAGGCUAGCUUAGAGUAUAUGACUUGGUAUAAGCAGCGUACAAGAUUGCUUAUUGGCAACCCAUCAUUGAGACCACUAUUACCAGCUGGUUAUCAGGGUAUUGCACCAGCUAAUGAGAUGAUGGUAGAUACAUUGCAUCGUGUCUAUUAUAGAUCACUUGAAGCAUUACCACAUGCUGAGGCCAUCUCUGUUCCUGCUCUCACUGAUAUUCGGGAUAUGUGCCAAUCAACUAUGCGUGCCAUUGGAUGUGAGAUGAGAUUGAAACUCCUACCAUUGAAUCCAAUAAUGCCGCUCUCAAUGGAUGAAGAGUUGCAACAUGUAGUUCCACGGGCACGUGUUCGAAGAGCCACACAAGAAGGUUCACAAAGAAUCCAUAGAGGGGGACGAAGGCGAAAACACGUCCAAACUGAUCAAAACAGUGUACAAAAUCAGAUUUUAAGUCAGGAUGAGUUUGUAGGAGAUCAUAUGUUGAAUCAAGAGACUAGAGACGUGGGAAAUGAGGAAACAACUAAUGAGUUCAAUCAGACAUGUGAUCGGACUUCUGAAAUCAAUCUCGAUCAAGGUCAAGGGGAUGAACAUACAGAAGCUGAUACAACACAUGCACAAGCUGGUGAACAUGAUCUGACGCAUGUGCAAAGUGAUAAGCAUGAUCAGACACAUCUGGAGUUUGAUUUGCAACAUCAAACACAAGAACAUGUUGAUCGAAAUAAGUGUGACACUUGUAAAGGUCGUGGUAAAAAUCAGCAUCUACCCUUGCGGCCACCAUCUAAAAGAGUCAGAAGGCAAAAGUUGUGUUACUCUGGAGGCAUUCUCAAAUGAUUUAUUGUACUUGUCUUGUUAUAAGAAUUCUUAUUGUAUAAGAGAAUUUGGAUUGAAAACCAAGUAAAUUUAGUAUAUGAAAUUAGAUGUGAUAUUAUAUCAUCUUAUGACAUAUUUGAAUA
Molecule: messenger RNA, 4427 nt
Organism: Coffea arabica (coffee)
Lineage: Eukaryota; Viridiplantae; Streptophyta; Magnoliopsida; Gentianales; Rubiaceae
Source: RefSeq, a predicted model, not a curated record